ACAGGAUAUUGGAAUUUGGAACUCAUUUGAUCAUCACAUUUCUUGAUUAAAAUCGUACACAUUUUGAUUUAAACUGCCAAGUCCUUGAGUUUUUCUUUUGCUAAUAAUCAAUUAAAGCAUUUUGAUUUUCGGGUAAAAUUCAAAAGAAUCCUCUAGCUAUUUAUUUUCAUUUACAAAUUUUAAUUAAUUAGUGGUUUAAUGCUAUUUUCAUUAGGCAUUGUAUACUUUCACCUAUACUACAUAAAGGGGGACAAAAGGCGAAAGGGAAACUGUACAAAAACCGGUUAGUUAAAAGAAGUGAAAAAAUGACGCCUUUUUCAUUUUCGUGGUCAAAAUGCUAUGGGAAAAUAAUAUUCAAUAGGGUCUAGCUAUUGAUCAAGUGUUGUUCUCAUAUUUCAUCCUUCUAUUGUUUUCCCCGAUCCAUUAAAAAAUCGUCAACGAAAAUGACUGAAAAUGUCAUUGAAGUAUCGGUGGAUGUGCUCUCCCCUUCUCACCGAAUUGCUAACGAAAACAACUGCCCAAGUGAUUCUUGUGUUUACGGUGUUCUCGUCCGCAACGCGACCAAGACAUUUGGAUCUGGAAGUAAGAAAUGUGCAGUUCUGCAAGGACUGAACUUGUCUGUUAAACGAGGAUCAAUAUACGGAUUGCUAGGACCCAGCGGCUGUGGAAAGACGACAUUGCUAAGUUGUCUCGUCACUUUACGCUCCUUAAACAGUGGGGAGAUUCAGGUGUUGGGACACGAACCAGGCUCUCCUAAAAGCGGAGUUCCCGGACCGCAGGUUGGCUACAUGCCACAAGAAUUGGCACUGUACGGUGACUUCACCAUCAAGGAGACACUGACAUACUUUGGUCGCCUUUACAAAUUGAAAGCGACUUUUAUGAAAUCGCAAUUGAAAUUUCUGUCCAGUUUACUGGAUCUGCCAACGAGUAAUCGUUACGUCAAGACGCUGAGUGGCGGACAGCAACGGCGCGUCUCGUUCGCCGUCGCUUUGUUUCACGAUCCUGAUUUGCUCAUCUUGGACGAACCGACAGUUGGCGUUGAUCCUAUACUAAGGCGCAGCAUUUGGAACCACCUUGUCCGCCAAAGUAUCGACCAUGGAAAAACGGUGAUCGUCACGACUCACUACAUCGAAGAAGCAAGACAGGCCAACACGAUUGGAUUGAUGCGUUGCGGUCGUUUAUUAGUCGAAGAUUCGCCCGGUAAUCUGUUAAGGAAUUAUGGACUCUCCACAUUGGAGGAUGUUUUCCUUCAACUCAGCAGGAAGGAAAAUUCUAAAAAUCCAGAAGUCGAAUCUGCAGAGAUUGAAGCAAAUAUGGCCAGCAUGAUUCCGGGUUCCAGUGAGUUAGACCCCAACACCGGCGCAGCGCAAACUCUGCCAGAAAUCGAUAGAGUUUCCGUAACGAAUUUGGACCGUCAGUGUGACAUGAAUGGAAUUGCAUUCCCAUCGACUGGUUGCUCUUCUCCUACAAACAGGCAAACAAGCCCUUGUGCACCCAACACAAAUUCAACUAACGACAGGGAAAGAAACAAUCGACCUACAUCCGGAAUUGCAUUAUUGGAAGAAAAAUGGGAAAUAUUCAAAAAGGCCCUGCCAUCCCCCUAUCGGGUUGGGGUCCUUGUUCGGAAGAAUUACUUGGUGUCUAUUCGGUUUACAUUACUAUUUAUAGCGACUUUCUUCCUGCCCGCCACCCAAACGUACAUCUUUAACUUGUGCAUCGGACAAGACAUGACUGGCCUCAAAAUGGCCAUCGUUAAUGACGAAAUCGAUGUGAACCAGAGUCGUCUAUGCAACAAUGCAACGGAUUGCUCGUAUUUUAUGCUCAGUUGUCGCUAUCUUCGAAACAUCAAGGACAACAUCAUCCAGGUUCCCUAUGACAAUUUAUCGGAUGCUCUGGAAGCUGGAAGGAAUGGCCAAGUUUGGGGCGUCAUUCACUUUGGUCAAAAUUUCACCGAAGAAUUUGAGAUGCGGGAGGAUUCGACAAGUAAAGAAAACAUAAUUGGGAGGCAAAUCAACAUCACAAUGGAUUCUUCCAAUCAAAUGAUUGAUGCGUUUGUUAAAAAAUGGCUCGGGGAAGCUUAUGGUGAUUUCCUCAGGGAAUUUAUGGGUGUGUGCGGAUACAAUCCAGAAGCCAGUUCAUUGCCUGUAGAGUUUGUCGAUCCAGUCUACGGUCAGAAAGACACAAAAUUCACCGAGUUUAUGGCUCCUGGUCUUAUUCUAUCGACUAUCUUUAGCUUGGCUCUUCUUUUAGGAUCCGAUUCCUUCGUCCGCGAAAGAAUGCUUGGUCUAGUUGAACGCAGUUUAGUCGCUGGCGUGAAGAUGAAUGAAGUGUUUAUCAGUUAUUUAGCCAAGGAAUCCAUCACGAUGAUUAUCCAAACAUUAUUACUUUACGUGGUCCUUCUUUUUCUUUGUGACAUUCCUUGUCGGGGCAGCGUAUCCUUGGCGAUAUUCAUUACGUUUCUCGAAGGAUUUUCCGGAAUGUGUUUUGGUAUGAUGAUAGCCUCGAUUUGCGAUACCACAAGUGGCGUUAUAUACGUUGCGCAAUCCUAUUUCCUUCCUAAAUUAUUUUUGAGCGGCUUGUUAUGGCCCAUCGAAGCAAUGCCGGUGUUUCUCCAAUAUGUCGCCUGCUCACUUCCAACGACUUAUGCAUCGGUAUCAUUGGGAAAUGUUUUAUCAAGAGGUUGGGGUCUAGAACGACCUGAAGUUUACUUUGGAAUUUUGACCACCGUUGCGUGGAUUUUUGGUUUUUUAAUUGUUGCCUCCGUUGUUUUACGGUUGCGCAAACAUUCGAGUUAAUAACAUGUAUUACAGUUUGGGUAUAUUUAUUCGUUCAGGCACAAUCACGUAUUUGCCACCGCUAUAUUGCUGUUAUUAGCACUGUAUACAUUUAAUCUAAUCCGCA
Molecule: messenger RNA, 2901 nt
Organism: Daphnia pulicaria
Lineage: Eukaryota; Metazoa; Arthropoda; Branchiopoda; Diplostraca; Daphniidae
Product: ABC transporter G family member 20-like
Exons: 12
Coding region: 444-2795 (783 amino acids)
Cellular component (GO): membrane
Molecular function (GO): ATP binding; ATP hydrolysis activity; ABC-type transporter activity
Source: RefSeq, a predicted model, not a curated record